AUGGCGAACCAGGGAGAGAUGCUGCCUAAUCACCCGGUACACGUCGACGUCCAAGCACAAGCAGGCCGCCGCGACCACCGGCACUACAACCUCCUCGACGCCGCACGCGCGCUGAUGAUGCUAGGAGCAGCCGCCGCCGUCUCAACCGUGUGCAACCCCGAUGCUGACGCCGCGCAGGCGCUGGAGCUCUUCCUCAGCAACAGCACAUCAGCUGCCCUCUUUCGUCCUCGCUUGGCCGCGAGCUGGGCUCCCCAGCUCCUCAUGACGGCCACUGUGCUCCCCAGCUCCUCCCAGGGAUGCCGUGCCUCGUGCAUACCGCACGGCGAUGUUGGAGCGGAAGCAGAGGACGGAGGUGGUUCCAGGCCUGGUGGUGUCCCUGCAUCACGAGCAGGGCAGCAGAUCUCUACCAUAUGUCAUGUCAUAGAUUUAUCAAGAAAAACGGUCUCGGCCGUGGGCAACCCCAACGCUGACGGCGACGCUGCGCAGGUCCUGCUCGGCUUGGUCACCAGGAUGCUCGGCGUCUGCCUCCUGUUCUUGCCAGUGGCAGGCCGGUUCCCGCAAGCUGAUGCGUUGGCCGGCGCUGCCAUCGCCAAGGCCAGCGACGUCCUCGUCUACCCUGCUCACCCCACGGAACUAGCUAGAUGCAUCAUCUCGCGUGCAUGCGUACUGAGCACAUGA
Miscanthus lutarioriparius is the source of this 678-nucleotide messenger RNA. Lineage: Eukaryota; Viridiplantae; Streptophyta; Magnoliopsida; Poales; Poaceae. The record is from the annotation of a GenBank genome assembly.